AUGGUUGUUUUUACUCAUACAAAUGCACUGGCCAAAGACUUCCAAAAUGACCGUAAGGUAAAAGCCCAAACUUGGCAUAGCUUCUUUAGGUGGAAUGGUGUAGGAGAGUGGACUCCUGAACGUAUGGGAGAAAAGAAAUUUCCACGAGUAGUUAUCUGGGAUGAGUCAGACUUAUUUCGCGAAGCACUUCCAGUUACAGAAAAAUGGGAAUAUCUUGAAGCUGAAUGGAAGCCUUCAGACCGUAUAUUGCCAAGAGAUGGACGCAAACAAAACUGCCUUGUCCAGAUCCCCGGCUCAUCCGAAAAAAAGGAAUUAGUAAAAAAUAAUAUAAUACACCUGCCCUUAAAUACACUUCCUAACAAAUUUUUAAAAGAUAUGUUAGCAGACAAAAAAGUCAUAGAUUGGGAGCUUGGAUAUGCUAUGACAAUUCACACUAGUCAAGGAAUGACUCUCAAAGCUCCACAGUGUGUUUGGAUCAUUGAUGAAAACUUAGCCUGGGAUAACCUAAUUUAUUUAGCAGUUGGUUGUGUGGAAUAUUUAAGCCAACUCAUUCGGGUUGAGGCAUCUCCAUUACCUCCUGAAAUUGCCCAAGAGAUUGAGGAAGCAAAAAAGAAAAGACGGCUAGAGCAUGAAUUGAGACCAUCUAUUCAGGAAAAACUUAUUGGAUAUAUGGGCCAGGACAAGGAAAAAGGUCGUGAAUUUGAUUUAACAGUCGACUAUAUUCUCACAUUAAAACGAAUUCAAGAAGACAGAUGCGUAUUAUGUCUUAUAGAAAUGAAAUUCGAAUGGGAUCGACCAGGAGAUAUAUUCCAGUGGACAGUGGAUUGA
Messenger RNA from Funneliformis geosporum, 828 nucleotides. Lineage: Eukaryota; Fungi; Glomeromycota; Glomeromycetes; Glomerales; Glomeraceae. The record is from the annotation of a GenBank genome assembly.